This is a messenger RNA of Blastomyces dermatitidis ER-3, 2816 nucleotides long. RefSeq names its product vesicular-fusion protein sec17. Gene Ontology annotation, biological process: intracellular protein transport; SNARE complex disassembly. The record is from RefSeq and is a predicted model, not a curated record. Lineage: Eukaryota; Fungi; Ascomycota; Eurotiomycetes; Onygenales; Ajellomycetaceae. Gene Ontology annotation, molecular function: syntaxin binding; soluble NSF attachment protein activity. Bases 159 to 1037 code for a protein of 292 amino acids. Gene Ontology annotation, cellular component: SNARE complex; vacuolar membrane. The transcript has 7 exons.
GCCCAUGACAACAUAACCCAAUAUCAAGCAAAUCCUCGACUUGAGCCGCCAUACACAUCCCAAAUCUACGAUAUCCCAACCAUCCAAUAUAUCAGACUGUAAUUUUACGGGCUUUUCGAAUUCUCCAGUGUGCCCAUAUCUCCUAUACUGUUUCAAUCAUGGCACAGGAUCCACGGGUCCUACUGCAGAAGGCAGAUAAAGCGCUCCAAAGCGCUUCAGGUGGAUUCAGUCUUUUUGGCGGACGAACAGAGAAAUAUGAAAAUGCUGCAGACCUCUAUUCACAAGCCGCCAAUGCCUUCCGGGCACAGAAGAUGAAUAAGGAAGCGGGCAUGGCGUUUGAGAAAGCAGCAGCUGUUUUCACCAACAACCUCAACGAACCAGACGACGCGGCCAACACCCUCACUGAGGCGUUUAAAGUAUACCGAAAGGCGGAUCCCGAAGAUGCCGCCCGCGUGCUGCAGGUUGCUAUUCAACAUUACAUUUCUAAGGGAAACUUCAGACGGGCUGCGACCCAUCAACAGAACUUGGCUGAAAUAUACGAGGUGGAAAUUGGCGAUGAAGGACGGGCGUUGGAAGCCUACGAGAAGGCCGCGGAAUGGUUUGAAGGAGAUAACGCGGAAGCGCUGGCGAACAAGCAUUAUCUCAAAGUCGCAGAUCUUGCCGCGCUCAAGGGGGAUUACUACAAAGCCAUCGAGCACUUCGAGCGUGUCGCCAAAUCCUCUAUUAACAAUAACCUGAUGAAAUAUUCCGUAAAGGACUAUUUCUUGAAAGCUGGCAUCUGCCACCUUGCGUCAAAUGACCUCGUCGCCACCAACCGCGCUCUGCAAAACUACCGAGACCUAGAUAACUCGUUUACAGCGACUCGCGAACACAUGCUCCUUGUCGAUCUGGCGCAAGCUGUUGAGCAGGGCGACGCGGAGUCCUUUGGCGACAAGCUAUUCCAAUACGAUCAGUUAAGCAAGCUCGAUAAGUGGAAGACGGCGAUAUUACUCCGUAUCAAGAAUAAUAUCGAAGAGCCUGGAGAAGAUUUUUCAUGAGAUUUUACCUGUUUCGUUGCUGUUCGCCUUUUUCUUUCCCCUCCCUUGACUCAAUUCCGCGAUUUCUAUCGUCCUUUCCAUGUUUUUUUUUUUUUUUUUUUUUUUUUUUUUUUAUCGUCAAACAUUUCCAUCCAUCCUCUCUUACCCACGGAGCCGUUCCUGCGGCUUUAGGUUUCUCCCGUUCCUCCAAUUCCUUUCGUAUUUACAUCUAAGCAUAGGACUUCUGAUCGUGUAGAAGGUUAUCUUUCCCCUCGUUUUCCCUUUACCUUAAUUUUGGAAUCCCAAAGGGGUACAAUAAUAGCCAGGAGGUCUUAGGGUUUUAUGAGGUAGUGUUGCGUGUUAGGUUAGGAAUGACUUUCGUAUGUAUGGGUGAAUACGCCCCUUGUUCUUGUGCGGAUUAUAUCCUCGAUGAUAUAUGAAAUAUAAAUAUUAACUUAAAGGGACAUUUUACAUUUUCAGUCUCCUGUUUAAUUCUCCCAAGUCAGAUGUCAUCAUGAGUUACGACUUUGAAGUAGGGUGAAGGGAACAAAUAUAUGACCUUAAUUUGUCUAGAUUUUGGUAAAUAUCCAGUUAUCAUUCUGUAGCGAGAUCCUUGUCUCCUUACCAGGAUGGCAUAUCAUAUCCAGGGGGUAGUGAGUUGGCUAUCAGUAGAGGAGAAAAGGCACAGAAGAGCAAUCCAUGGUCAAAUUUGAUUCACUUAAAUAUUCUGAUUGUCCAGCUCUCCCUAUUGCUAAAACUCUCUUUCCUGUUCACAAUUUCAGAUUAGACAUCUCCCCUCCAAUUUAGUUUCAUGCGACGCUUUUUCUUUUCUCCACAUUCCUGAGCAAAAAACAAUUUCAAAAGUAGCAAAUACCUCCCAUAGGAACCGUCUUCCCCAUUCGUUCCAACAAGCUGUCCCCAUCCUAAAUUUAGGUAGCCCCCUAUUCAUUUUAAUAUGGCACCAUGAAUUCAGGAUACUCCUUCGCCGCCAGCAACUUAACAACGGCCUUGGUAAUCCCCUUAGUGGGCAGGGCAUGUGUACCCCCGGAAAUAGAGUUGGACGAAGAGGAAAGAGGCCUUCCCAGGCCCAACCCGGAACACCAUUGCGCCUGUGCCUGUGUCUCUGACUGCGACUGUCCACAUCGUUCCCCGAGACUCAUGUCGUAGCUCUUCUUCGCAAUAUACGUGCAGAUUGCCUUGCCAUCGCCUUCAAGGUCAAGAUGAAUAGGGGGCAGAAAUACGGAUGCAUUUGUAGCUGCAGGUUUUGCAGCGGAGGCAUUGUCGCAAGGGGCGGUAGUAGUGGCUAGGCGAGAGCGUAAGUCGUGGAUAUAUUUGUACGCCAGCACAUCGGUUUCAGAACUGGAGUAGGGGAAGAAUGGGAUUAUGGCAUCGACGUGGCAAGUUAGGGAGGACUGUAUAAUUUCGUUUUCUUUAGUUAAGGCUAUAUAUAGCUUUUCAUUAUUCGCUGACAAAGGGAGUUUAGUUGAAUGUGUCUAAACAUACACCAUAGCUUUUUAUGAGGUCCUUUUUCAGCGCUUUGUCUAGUUCGUUCCAGGGCGCUGAGUGUAAUUCGCUCUUGGAGGUGUUUCUUAGAUAUCUUGCGUAAAAAUCGAGUAUUGUGCUCUCACCGUCGGUUACAGAGAGAAUACAGAUGGUUCUCGAGUUAUCGGAGAUGCUACUGUUAGUUUUAUCCCGGUCGGUUUCUGGAGUGACUCGAAAAAAAAGAAGUUAGUUUGGCAUAGCUCGAUAUCAACCUUAAUAAGAGUAGAACUCGGUAGGCUUCGAUUUUGUUGGUUUAGG